This is a messenger RNA of Setaria italica (foxtail millet), 1783 nucleotides long. RefSeq names its product translation initiation factor IF-2. NCBI's taxonomy places the organism in Eukaryota, Viridiplantae, Streptophyta, Magnoliopsida, Poales, Poaceae. The record is from RefSeq and is a predicted model, not a curated record. The transcript has a single exon. The coding region runs from base 775 to 1470 and encodes 231 amino acids.
UGUUGUAAGUAAUACGUUGUGGUACAAAGUUCAUUGUAGGAAGUUCUUUGAGUCAUUGCGAAUAUGUUAUUUCCAAAUCGAAAAACCGAAAUGUGAUUUUCAACAUUCUAGACCCUAAACGUGCGGCAAUACAACUUUUGUUACUGCAGACAAGUGGUUUUCGACAUUGACCCGGACCCGGUAUACCAAACAUUCAGGAAAAAUCCCUCUCCUAACACACACAGACACACACAGCAGCAGCCAAUAAUCGGCGACGAUCGAGCAACACCACAAGUGUGAACAAGCACCACCCCCACUACGAAACCAGCGACCAAUCACCCUGACACAAAGCGCAUUCCACUUCGACGUGCCCGCAUGGCCUUCCAGUUCGUCAACGCACCACCCCGCCGCCGCCCCAAUCCCCGCCUAACCGAACGUGUCGUCCUGCUGCAGAAAAAUCAGGCCUGACUUGUCCGAAUGUCCGGUACCGGAACACGAAGUCAAGCAGAACGUGGAGCCCCACGAAAUUCAGUUAACCUGCCACUCACUGCCACUCGGUGCCAAACCGCCGGCCGGUGCCCGAUCUCUACGCCGGCAAUGACCACCGCACUAAAAAAGUUCAGAUAAUCCGCCACUACCUGACUGACUGAUGACCACGCCAAUCCAAUCCAAUCCGCCCCCUCCAAUCACUCCUGAAUCAUCGCUCCGCACAAUCCACCACCUCUCUAUAUAAAGCACGCCGCAUGAUCAUUGAUUGGUUCAUUGAUCAGGGACAGGGAGAGGAAGAAGAUAGCAAUGGCGGGGGUGGUGGUCGACGACUCGUGCCGGCGGCCGGGGUCGGUGCCGUUCAAGUGGGAGGUGUGCCCGGGGACGCCCAAGCACGUCCGGAGCAGCAGCUCCAGCUCCGCCAGCGUGGCGCCGCCGCCCUACUACUCCUCCUCCCCGUCGUCAUCCGGCGCCCUCUACUCCUCCUCCAAGGUGGCCGUGUCACCGAAGCUGGCGCCGCCGCCGGCCAUGUCGCCGUCGCCGUACCACUCCCCGCGGGUCUCCUACUACGCCGCGCGCUCCGCGUCGGUGUCGCCGUGCCGGCGCCGCCCGCCGCACCGGCCCACGGCCUUCCUCGACAUCGCGCCGCGGGUCGCGCCCGCUGCGUACGGUCCCGGGCCCGAGGACGAGGAGGCCGCGGCGGCGGCGGCGGCGGCGGCGACGAGGAGGUGCUUCCCGCUCCCCGUGUUCCGGAGGAAGGACCGGGACGGCGGCAAGAGAGACGGUGGCGGCGGCGGCUCCGGGCGGCGGUCGUCCGGCGCGUCGUCGUCGUCGGGCUCGUCCGGCAGCAGCUUCCGGUCUGACGGGGCGCCGGGACACGGGCUGGUGGCCGGGCUGCGGCGGUCGACGUCGAGCUCGUCGUCGUGCCUGUCCCUGUCGUCCAGGAGCAGUGGCAAGCUGGCCGAGGCGAGGGAGGUGGAGGCUGCCGGCUUCUGGUUCUACUGAGACGGCGACCAUAGACGAAGAACAAGGAUUCGAGGAGAAAGUUUGUCUUUGUGUGUGUCAGAGUGUCAGUCUGUGAUGAGACGUUGAGACCCCAGCAAGCUAAGAUGAUCUAGUGCUUGGCUGGAGACUGUUUGUAUGCGCGCGUUCUUGUGUACAAAACAGUUGCUCGUCAAUAGUUUGGAUUGCAAGAUUUGCAGAACUGAGGUGAAGAGGGGAAAAAAUAAGCUAUCACCUCACGAUCGAUCUAAUGAUCUGUAACGAAGGCUAAAACAGAGCAUCUUUCUGUGUGCAAGGCGUGGUCUUUUUCUCUUUC